Molecule: messenger RNA, 8981 nt
Organism: Cherax quadricarinatus
Lineage: Eukaryota; Metazoa; Arthropoda; Malacostraca; Decapoda; Parastacidae
Source: RefSeq, a predicted model, not a curated record
AUGAAUGAGUUGAGUGAGGAGGCAGGUGGCGAGGGUAGCUGGCGGCAGUACUGUGAGCACCCGCUGACCGCUGCUACCACUGCUAUGCUCAACAUACAUGGUCCUGGCUCCGAGGAACAACACCAUGUUGCUCUACUUUAUGAUUACUACAAGUCUGAUGGGUCUGGCGUAGGCACGGCGGUGGUGGGCGGCGCUCUCGACUGCAAGAUGACAAACGGGGUGUCUGAGGGCGUGUCGGGGGCGGCGCCCGUGGAGGGGCUCCUGUUUGCGGGCGGCGCAGAGGGCGUGAAGCCGGAGCCAGAGGACCUGACGCGCCGAGCCGUCAGUCCCGCCGACCGCGGCGUACUGUGCGAGAAGCGCCGCUCGCUGCUGCCGCCGCCGCCACCCCAGGGAGAGUCACCGCCCGCUCUGGAUGUCGCACCCGCCCUCAAGGACGACCUCGACCACCACGUGAUUAAAGAAGAGCUGGAGCACCACGGGCUCAAGGUAGAGUCGGGGGAGCGACCUCGCUCUAACCACACCCUCGUGAUACAGGCGCCCCUCGACUCAGCCGAGAAGAUGAGUACCGGUACAGGCAGCUACCUGGCCGGCUUCUCGGCCUCCUCCCCACAGUCCAACUACGAGCACGUCUCGCCCUACCUGUCGCCCUCACCACAGCCGUACACGACCAGCACCUCCCCAGCCGUGCGAGGCUCCCCGGCCGUGUACACAGUUACGGACAACUACUACCGCGACUACUACUCCCCCAGUGAGCCACAGUACUCGGUGCGUCAGGAGUACCCUUCAGCCGACACCGGCUUCGUGGACCGCUACCUCAGGCCGCCGUACAAGACCAACGGUGUGUCCAGCACCCUCACAGUGGACUUACCUUCACCAGCAGACUCUGGGAUCUCUGCUGACGCCAUCACACCACGCGACCAGCCAGUCCUUGCCCAGAUGGUGUGCCUCUCUCCCAGAACGUCAGCGUGUACCUUUGGUUAUGAAGACAUAGUGCAGCCUGUGUCUCUGAUGGGCACUGACCUGCGAGCCCCGGCCGGCACCUCACCCACCUCCCAAAGACCUUCAAGAUCGUGGCACGAUUUCGCAAGACACACAGAAGGAGACAAAAUCCAGAUCCCUAAGAUAGUCAACCAGUACGGCUUCAAGUAUCACCUUGAGACUCCCAUCUCGACGUCACAGCGGCGGGAGGACGACCGUAUCACCUACAUCAACAAGGGUCAGUUCUAUGGCAUCACCAUGGAGUACAUCCCAGACCCGGAGAAGCCCCUCAAGUCUGGCACAGUCAAGAGCGUGGUGAUGCUGGUGUUCCGGGAGGAGAAGACGCCAGAGGACGAGAUCAAAGCCUGGCAGUUCUGGCAUAGUCGACAACACUCUGUCAAGCAGAGAAUUCUAGAUGUUGACACCAAGAACAGCGUGGGUCUGGUGGGCUGUAUAGAAGAGAUCGCCCACAACGCUAUCGUCGUCUACUGGAAUCCUCUUGAGGCUGGAGCGAAGAUCAACGUUGCUAUACAGUGUUUAAGUACUGACUUCAGCAGCCAGAAGGGAGUUAAGGGGUUGCCUCUACACAUCCAGGUGGACACAUACGAGGAUCCACGCGACUCAGCGACACUGGUACACAGAGGAUACUGUCAGAUCAAGGUCUUCUGUGACAAGGGGGCGGAAAGGAAGACGAGGGACGAGGAAAGACGUGCAGCCAAGAGGAGAAUGGCAGCCACUACCAGAAAGAAAUAUGAGGACCUCUACCACCCGCCUUGCGACCGCUCUGAGUUCUACUCCAUGCUUGAUCUAACCAAACCUCCAGUACUCUUUACUCCAGCUGAGGACCUGGACAAGAUGCCGAUGGAGCUUCAAGGUUUCUACAACCACGAUUCCGAGAGUGGUGGCUGCAGCGUUGGCGUGGCGGGGGCUGUAGGAGUGGAAUGCUCGUCCCCCUCCACCCUCUCCCCUCAGCACGGCUUCCCCUCAACCCCAGGACGCUGCAUGUCCCCUCCGCACAGCCUCGACCCCCCACCACCACCUCCACCUCUUCCCCCGCCUCCACCCUCCUCCAACAUCCUCUCCACCACAACAACUAUCACCCAGUUAGCGCCUCUACAGGUUCCCCCGCCCACCGCCGUCUCGCCAAAAGCCAACAGCAGUAGCUACAAGUUCCACUACAGCUUCCCACAACCCUAUGGCAGCGACGCCCCCAGGAAGGAGUUGUGUGCUGGUCUGCCCAACGGUUCCAUGGACAGUCCCAUGACUGAUGUCUUCUCCCAUGUGUCGAAGAGAUCCCGUCUCACGCCGCCUCUCACAGAGAGACUUAUGCUGUACGUGAGGCAGGACGGAGAGGACGUGUAUACUCCGCUACAUCUGGUUCCUCCAAGCACAGUGGGACUCCGCUCUGCGAUCGAGGAAAAGUACAAAAUACCAACACAAACUAUUAAGAACAUAUAUAGGAAAAACAAAGUCGGGGUGAUGGCCAAGGUGGACGAUGAGAUGCUCCGCCAUUACUGCAACGAGGACUUGUUCCUGAUGGAGGUGCAGCACCGGGACGCUGACAGCUACGACCUCACACUCAUAGAGCUCACGGGGGUCGAGCACUGAGUGCCAGUGCCAAGCGUCAUCGUAGCUUGGCAGCUGGACUAGAUAAGGAAGUCACAGGUCAUCAAGAGUUAACGCCAGAUAUUCUCGUAAGGAGGGAAGCUUUUAGCUAGGGCGCAGCCCCAGCGACUCCUAGCAAGGAGAGCAUACACGGUUUUGCUGUGAUGCUUAUACCAAACACCUGACGCGAAAGAUUAGUUCAAUCUUCCACAAAAGCUUCACAGAAGGCGAUGUAAACAACCAGUGAGAGACUUGAUGAACAGAGUAGCAAGAAGCUUCCCAAAACGUACAAAAUCUCACGUGUUUAACUUCAAGACUUCUCUCCAUAGUCUCAGAAGACCAACUGAGGAAGAAAAGAGUGAUAGCGAGUCUCUCUAAAUAUUUACAAAUAUGCUGGAGACUAGUGGAUCAAAUAGCUACUAAAGUUUCAAAAUGUGAAGCUAAAAAAACUACAAUUAAGGUGAUUUUGCUGUGAUUUUGUUUAAAAGCUCUUGGUAGAGAUUUGCAGAAUGUAUCUAAAACUUUGAGACCUUGAGAUGAGCUGUGAAAAAAACACUGUACAAAAAAAUCAUGACUUUUUUAAUAGGUUGUCACAGAUAUAUUCUGAUUUGUAGCAAACUUUUCCCAGUAUGGCCUAGUGUACCUGGCACCAUAAAUUGUGUGUGGUAACAUGUAUUGUACAUGGCACCAUGUUUUGUACAUGGUAGCAUGUAUUGUACGUGGUGUCGUGUACAUAGUAUCACAUACAAUUUAUGAUGCCGUUUUACUAUGUAUUUGACAUGGUACCAUUGUGAGUAACACUGUGUAUUUCACACUGUACAUUACCUGGUGCCAUGUAUUGUACAUGACACCAUAAAUUGCCCUUGUCACUAUGUAUUGUACAUGUCACAAUAUAAUACUGUACGUGGCACUAUGCACAUGUCACAAUGUAAUACUGUAACGUGGCACUAUGUACUAUAUAGUGUUACAGUGUAAUGUAUAUGGCACCAUGUACUGUACAGUGCUACAGUGUAAUACAGUAGGUGUGUGAAGAGUCAUCUACAUCAUGGUAGGCUGUUUAAUGUUCGCCACAAUGGUAACCUUCAUAAAAUCAAAUGUAUUCUAAUGGAUGAUUUAAGACAUAGUAAUAAUGCCAUUUACAGGGUAUCAAAUGCCACUUCCAGUUACGAGUGAAUGUUAAGAUUAUCAUCACAGACAUAUACAUUUUUAUAUUCUUUACAGUGUGUGCACAUGUUUUGGAAACACCAGGAAUUGCUUUAUUAUUUAGCACAUAUUUUUUUUUUACUACAGAGCCAUUUAGAGAGUGACAUAGAUGUUUAGGUUAAUAUGUGAUGUGUGAGGAUCACGCCAAUUGCUCUACCGUCUCAGAUCAAAUCUGUUGUCCCGUUGUUGCUGUUUAAGUACAGUGAUAUUCAUGUUACUAUGCUGAGCCGUUUAUCUUGCCCCUUUAUCUGAACGUGUUUUCCACGACAGUGCCAUAUAUAUAGCAGCCACGGUGACCACCCUGUCAUCGUCAACGACACGAAUUACGAGUACUCAGUGGAUUCCGUCCCAGGACUCAAAAACCGCAAACUUUGUUGUCGGGAGAAUCUGAAAUGGUUUAGGUCCCGUGUGUGAAUAUGUGUGUGUGUGUGUUUGUGUGUGUGUGUUUGUUUAUGUGUGUGUGUGUGUGUGUGUGUGUGUGUGUGUGUGUGAAAGAGCUUGUGUGUGCAUGCAUGUCUGUUAAGAGAAUCCUCCACCAUAACCGCACCGCCACAUCUCCCUAAGAAGCCAAAUUCUCUCUCUGAAUUAUAUCCCGUGCCUUAUAAUCUUAAUCGUGUUUUGUUGAUGUUGUUAUUUAAUCAACGCAGAGAAGUCAAAGAAUCACUCUCAAAAAUCAAGGGCUUGCUGUCAAGACGCUCAUAUACUAAUAAUGGGAUUCUUGCAUAAUGGAAUUUAUAGGGUCCAUAAGUAUUCAAAGACGGAUUCGCUUUAAUACAGUUGAUGAUUCUUUCUCAUCUAUACAAGAGUUACUUCAUAAGUCACCUCCGAGGAAUGUACUUAUUGUCUCCGUCAGCAAACCCCAGCCUUAUCCUGUGCCUUCCAAAUAUCUUUUGUAAACUAUUGUCUUUCUCAAUUCAGAUGUUUUGUUAGGUAUAUGCAGAUGUUAUCAUGUGUUUUCAAAUAUGCCUGUAAGAAAAAUUAUGCAAAGCUAAAAGCUAAUUUAUAUACUAUAUCUUUUAAAACUUUGUGUGUUUACAUAAUAAAAGACUGUAGUUUUAGUACAUAAAGCUAGGUUUAGCUGAAUAUAUGCUUCGUCUUAUUCCGGCAUUCCACUUUACUAAUUCUAUAGACUAGAGUAUUGAGUUAGGAUUCAUUACUGAUGACACGAUCACUCAGAGGUCUGUGUCACCUGCCAUUGUACAAGAGUCCGCCCAUGAAAUCAAUGCUGCAAGUUUCAUUUUAAUUAAUAUUAAUGGCUGAUUGAACUGUAUGAUAUACAAAAUAGGCUUAAUAAUGUGUAAAUAUGAAUAUUGCUUUAAUUAUUUGUGGUUUUAGCAUAAUAUAUAUCAUUAGCUUUUAAGUCUGUGUGAAAGUGAGAGGCGGUGAUAUACUUGUUAAAGAUCUUUGUUACUAUAGUUUUGUAAGAAGAAAUGACUAUAUUAGUGUAUAUACUUAGCUGUGUGGGUGGCAGAACCCGCCUUGCGGAUCCCUGCUUCAAGCUUCCCGGUAUACUUAAGAAAAUUAAGACUGUUUCUUGGGCUCAACCAAAACAACGGAUUCCUUGCAAGAUGUUCUUCACGGAUCACUUGUCUUUCUUGCUAAAAUGUUGGAAAAGUCAUCCUAUUGAACCCGAAUUCCCAAAAAUUCGUAUGGUAAUUUCUCUCCCUUAUGUGAGGUAAAUGAGAAUGUGACUGGAUUACGUAAACUUAGACAUAAACCAAAUGGAUAAUAAUAAAUACGAAGGUAUUGUAACUGUACGUGAAGCUGUUCUCUCUAUAUAUCAACCCUGGGAAAGAAAUUUAAUGCCUAUUGUUGGGAAUUUUGUGUUUAACACUGGAUGCAAUCCUAUUUGGAAUGAUAUCGCUGUUGUGGCAUUGUAGUUAAUAAAUGUGUUGGGUUCAAGCUUCUAGAAGAGAAUUGGAUUCCAUUAUAUCUUACAGAAAGAGAAGACAUACGUGAUGGUUGGCCUAAGUUUUGUCGUGUUUAUGUAAGUAAUCUUUUGAUCAGCUCUCUGUUCUAGUGCGCAGUGGUAACACCUUUUUCAAUGCUUUCUUUAUUUUUUUGUAUUGAGUAGUUAUUUUGAAAGUCGUGUUUAUAUAAUUAUAUUUAUAUGUAGAAUGGAAAAAAUAUGAUUUAGAAACCUCCCCGUAAGUAGUAAACUGAAAGACACUGCUGCAGGAGAGGUGCAGCAUACUUCACUCCCUCUGCUGCAGGAGAGGUGCAGCAUACUUCACCCCAUCUGCUGCAUGAGAGGUGCAGCAUACUUCACUCCCUCUGCUGCAGGAGAGGUGCAGCAUACUUCACUCCCUCUGCUGCAGGAGAGGUGCAGCAUACUUCACUCCCUCUGCUGCAGGAGAGGUGCAGCAAACUUCACUCCCUCUGCUGCAUGAGAGGUGCAACAUACUUCACCCCAUCUGCUGCAUGAGAGGUGCAGCAUACUUCACUCCCUCUGCUGCAGGAGAGGUGCAGCAUACUUCACCCCCUCUGCUGCAUGAGAGGUGCAGCACACUUCACUCCCUCUGCUGCAUGAGAGGUGCAACAUACUUCACUCCCUCUGCUGCAGGAGAGGUGCAGCAUACUUCACUCCCUCUUGCAACCUUCUGGAUAACUCCUGUUAGAGGUUCAUGCUGCAGUCUAUGUUCACCUGACUCCAAUUAACCAUACUGUGUGCACCUACCCAAACUGGUUUAUCAAAAACAAUGAUACAAUACAUCUUCCAAGACGUUGAUGAUGCGCUCUCUCUCUCUCUCUCUCUCUCUCUCUCUCUCUCUCUCUCUCUCUCUCUCUCUCUCUCUCUCUCUCUCUCUCUCUCUCUCUCUCUCUCUCUCUCUCUCUCUCUCUCUCUCUCUCUUCUCUCUCCUAUUUAAUUCAAACUUUAUAUAACUAAAAUGGCAACUAGAGUAAAAAUAAUUCACUGCCACGCUAUGUCAUCUGACACAAUUAUAAUAAUUAUUGUGUAUUAGAGAGUAUCACUUGUGCUCAACGUGUCCUCUGGUCUCUUGCUCAAACUGGACCACACACGAAAAUUUAGAUUAUGUUUAUUCACUUUUUCCAAACUAUUAUUGCUGCCAGACGUGAGAUUGUGACUUAUUUCUUAAUGUUUCGUUGUAUAAAGUGACAUUUAUUACUUCACUAUCCAAAUUAUUUAUUAUAUAAAGCCGAGUCUUUGCAUUACAUUCUGAGACACAUUCAAAGUUUUCGCAUUUUUCUCUGAGACUCGUUCAGAAUUUUCCUUUUUUUUUUACAACUCAUUCAAGUUUUUGUAAAUCUCGACCUUAGAAGCACAAGAUCUAAGUCUGAGGAGGACCUUCCUCAUCCCCCCCCACCACCCGAACUGUCAAUGACUGUAUCAUAACUGUCAAUAACUGUAUCAUAACUGUCAAUGACUGUAUCAUAACUGUCAAUGACUGUAUCGUAACUGUCAAUGAUGGUAUCAUAGCUGUCAAUGACUGUAUCAUAACUGUCAAUGACUAUAAUAACUGGCAAUGAGUGUAUCAUAACUAGCAAUAACCGUAUCAUAGCUUGCAAUGACCGUAUCAUAUUCAACAAUGACUGUAUCAUAGCUAUCAGUGACUAUCAUAACUGGCAAUUACUGUAUCAUAACUGUUAAUGACUAUCAUAACUGUCAAUGACUGUAUAAUAACUGUCAAUGACUGUAUCAUAACUAGCAAUGACUGUAUCAUAACUAGCAAUGACUGUAUCAUAACUAGCAAUGACCGUAUAACUAGAAAUGACUAUCAUAAUUAGCAAUGACUAUCAUAACUAGCAAUGACUGUAUCAUAACUAGCAAUGACUGUAUCAUAAAUAGCAAUGACUAUUAUAAACAGAAAUGACUGAAUCAUAACUAGCAAUGACUGUAUCAUAACUAGCAAUGACCGUAUAACUAGAAAUGACUAUCAUAACUAGCAAUGACUAUCAUAACUAGCAAUGACUAUAUCAUAACUAGCAAUAACUAUCAUAAAUAGCAAUGACUAUUAUAAACAGAAAUGACUGAAUCAUAACUAGCAAUAAUUGUAUCAUAACUAGCAUGACUAUCAUAACUAGCAAUGACUAUCGUAACUAGCAAUGACUAUCGUAACUAGCAAUGACUGUAUCAUAACUAGCAAUGACUGUAUCAUAACUAGAAAUGAACUGUAUCAUAAUUAGCAAUGACUGUAUCAUAACUGUCAAUGACUGUAUCGUAACUAACUAGUAAUGUCUGUAUCAUAACUAGGAAUGCCUGCACCGGAAAUAGAAAUGCAUACACCCAAGCUUGGAAUGUAUACACCCGAGCUGGAAUGUAUACACCCAAGCUGGGAAUGUAUACACCCGAGUUGGGAAUGUAUACACCCGAGCUGGGAAUGUAUACAGAAUAAUUCACAGUCUUAUGAAGAUGCAGUAUUGUCAGUAUAGUGUAAAGGAUCAUUCUCAGUUCCUUUAGAAAUAAUUGAUAAAUUGAACAGUAAACUAUUAUAUAUAUAAAAUUAGCGACCUAAAAAAAAUCCUUGGUCAUGGGAGUCCAAGAUAAAACCAGCAUUUAUUACUCUAAACAUAAUAUAUUCAAUAGUUUCGGAAUUUUCUCCAUCAUCAAAGAAAUUGAAAUAUAAAAGCCAGAUCUUAACAUAUGCCAGAAUAACAAAUACCAAAGUAAAAAAUAAAAAAAAAUAAAAAAAAAAUUGAAAGUAACGGUGCAGUAUUAGAGAGGUGAACUUGGUAUCUAAUAUAGGGACUCGCUGGUGUUACAUUGACUGGAUAACAUAGUAAACGAGUCCUACCUAUACAGAGGCUUCUCAGUGUUGAUAUGUGGUGUUUAAAUGUAGUUUACUAUAUGGCUUAUUUGUCCUAAUAGACUGCUCCAAAUUUUCAAAGAUGGAAACCCUCAGGUAAUGCUUUGUUUUACCAACAUACGUAUUAAAAAACAACUUUUUUUUUGCCUCCAGGUAAUUCUUAGGGUUAUAUUUAGACCUAAAUACACCAGACAACGUUAUUAUACCUGUUGAACUAGUCCUCUUUAGUCAACAAAUUUAAAUAUUAUAGCUGCAAUGUUAUGUAUAUGAUACUACUAAACUGCCGCUCCGCAUCUUUGAACACUUAGGAUCUCUUAGGACACAUAAACCAUUAGUUAAACCAAUAUUUAAUGUCAUACAUUAUGAAGUUACUACCCACACAAGAGACGUGAGCUAACCUGUCCAGGUGAUGCAGCCCCCCCCCCCCCC